Molecule: messenger RNA, 822 nt
Organism: Drosophila obscura
Lineage: Eukaryota; Metazoa; Arthropoda; Insecta; Diptera; Drosophilidae
Exons: 2
Coding region: 90-563 (157 amino acids)
Source: RefSeq, a predicted model, not a curated record
CCAUAUGCAUUUUCUUCCGGUUCACCCAGCACAGCUGGCUCGCCUCCCUUUGCACUGCAGCAGGAAAUAUAGAGUAUUAGUGUUUCGAUAUGGCGUCAUGUUCCUACAAGGAAAAGGUCGUGAGGCUGGUCAAGUGCUUCUGCGGAUGCAGUGACAUGACCGUCGAAGAAGUGCAUCGCAUCUACACGCUGACCAACAGUGUCCACGAAACCCUGCUAGACGCCGAGGCCACAAAACUUUUGCGCACUUUCAUGAAGCUGAGACGGUCCGGCGACAAGAACGAGGCGGAACAGCAUUUGGAAAUAUACGAAAAGUGUGCGGAAUUUCUAAAGGAGGCGCAACGUACUUUUACACAGGAUGAAGUGGACGAACUCUGUGAUUUGGGGCUGCCCUAUGACUCGGAGCAGGAUCUGUCCAAACGCAUGCUUGGCGGUCAACGCUCGGACAUAAGUCUCGGCCUUUAUCGCAUCCAGGGCAAAUGUCGCAACGAGAUUGAGGCUAGCAGCGACUUUCGGGAUUUCCGGGACGCCAUACGGGACAAGAUGCGGCUAGUUCCGAAAUGAUAUAUUUGGGAAAUCCACAAGCUACAAUUGGUGCUUUUCGUGUUCAUGCUACUAUAUACACAUACCAAAGUCAAGAUGGUACCUUUUAGAACCGCACUAAACCUCGUCGUCUAUCUAGUUAGCAGUGCCUUUAUGCCCUCCACAAUCUCCACUCUAAUCUUAAGUCCAACAUUUAUAGUCCUUGUGCAACGAACCGAAACGCGUCCCGCAACGUCAGCGACAAGAAGCAAUGCAAUUGUGACUUGCAGAAGUGCUAGCU